Messenger RNA from Aaosphaeria arxii CBS 175.79, 1103 nucleotides. RefSeq lists its product as uncharacterized. The coding region runs from base 154 to 843 and encodes 229 amino acids. The record is from RefSeq and is a predicted model, not a curated record. NCBI's taxonomy places the organism in Eukaryota, Fungi, Ascomycota, Dothideomycetes, Pleosporales. The transcript has 3 exons.
GUUCUUACACAUACUUCUUAGAAUAUUUGGCUCGGCUCUUCCAGACGUAGGGUACAAAUAUGGAUCUCCAUAGCUAGGAAGUCUCACAGAGGACAUGGUGCUCGACGAGGAUUUACCCUAAUGCUCCGCUAGAUUGCAUUUGAGGAUCACGGCAUGACGAUGUUGAGCGGAGAAUUCGAAUCUUCACAGAUUAUCUACGGCCUCAUGAACGACUUCUUACCCACGCCGAUCGCAUUUGGCAAAUUCAAGGCUCCAGGUCCUCCUACGUACUUUUACCUAUGCGAGUUCGUUAAUAUGGAUGUCACAGUGGCCCCGGACCCGGCGGAAUUCACAAAGCGACUCGCGCAGCUCCAUCGAAUCAGUAGGUCGCCCACUGGUAAAUUUGGUUUCGAUGUCCAGACCUACGAUGGGCAGGUAACCCAUAUCGUUGAAUGGCAAGAUAAAUGGGAGACAUUUUUCACGAACAUGUUAAUGAAUAUCUAUGAGAAAGACCUUGCUACUAAUGGUAGAUGGGUAGAGAUGGAACGAGCUACUAAACAGAUUGUCCAUGUCGUUAUCCCCAGGCUGCUCGGCGCUCUCCAGGCUGGAGACAGAAAGCUAGAGCCUGCUAUCAUACACGGUGACCUCUGGGAAGGAAAUAUGGGUAUUAAUGUGCAGAAUGGUAAAAGCAUCUUAUUCGACGCUGGGUCGUACUACGGUCACAAUGAGAUAGAACUGGGAAUCUGGAGAUGCCAAUUCAGUUCAGUCUUUCGUUCCAAAGAAUACCUUGAGCAUUAUCUCAGCAAUUAUCGCGAGCAGAGCCCGUUGCGGAGUUCGAUAACCGAAACAGACUUUACAGCCUGAAAAACGACAUCAACUAUUCCGUUGGCCAUCUAGGAACUUCAUUGCGAAGAAGUGCCUACAACAACAUAUGUUAUCUAUGCGAGAAAUAUGGUCUAAUUGAAGGGAUAGAUAAGUGUGAUCCUCAGAUCGACCCAUCGGUGACGGGGUCUUAUAUUGCGCCUUAUCUCCCUGAAAAACCUGGUCUGAUUUUGGCAAUUGCGACGUGCAGGACGUGGAAAGCGACUUAGGCUAGUUGUAACCUCGUUGCAAGCUAAACGAGC